UCUCUCUCUCUCUCUCUGCAGUGACAGCGGAUUUUCCAGGGACCCCCCCAUCUGGUACCCCCAGGGCAUUUGCUGGACCAUAAGGAGGCCUCGUGGCUCUGAUCACACAGACCCCGGGCACAUCGUCCUGGAGAGGUCCCCCUGACCUGGAUGGACCGAGAGGGAAUUUGGGCCAGCGCUGGCCGGAUCCGAGCCCUGACCGGUCGCUAGAGGGUCAGACACCCCUUCGGGGAGGCCGGAGAUGCCCCGAAGGGAAGCCCUGAGAUGAGGAGAAGGAUGCGGCCGGACCCCUGAAAGAGAUGGGGAGGAAGCUCAGGUAGAGUUUUCUCCUUCUGAUGCUCAGGCAGCAAUGAGCAGGGCUUGGCUGAGCGAGCCUUCCAGCCAUUCCUUUCAAGUGAGAGCCGUCCCCGGGUCCCUCUACAUCCUUUCGCCGAGGAAAAGAAAAGGCGAGCCGGCCUCUUCGGUUCGAGACAGACAUCAGAGGCCACCUGCUCCCUCGGACUAAAAGCCGGCGUGGGAAGCCGCGCCAGGAACGAUCGGCUUUCAAGCGGCCUUUGUAUCCCACCGGAUUCUCAAACAUGAUCCUUCCAUGGACAGCAUCUCUUGGGGGGAAUCCUUUGGAGGGCAGAGGAGGGAUGUGGCGCCGAACGAGAAUGAUGGUUUGAGAAAGGAAGCGUCGCCUUAGAGCCGGUCUACUCCCUGGGGGGGAAAAACACACACACACAUCCUCUUUUUGAAGUUGACUUCUUUGGGGCCCUCUGUGGGGUGGUGGGACCCUUUUGCACCCCAUCGGAGACACCCCAUGGAAUAUUGGAUCCACAAAGGCAGAGACCAGAGCCGUCGGCAAUGAAGGAUCGCUCGGCUACCAGGUGGUCUUGAGGACCCAACGUUGUUCCUUGAACCGCCCUGGGAACGUGGGGUCGAAUCUGUGACCUGCUGUAUGUUCUGCGUCCUGGAUUCGGGCCCCAAUCCAGGGACGUAAUGACGCCAGCAUGGCCAAGCUCCUGCUGAAGUUCCAAAGAUAUUUCCGGCGGAGGCCCCUUCGGUUCUUCACCUUGAUCGCCCUCUACCUGGCGGCCGGGAGCCUGGUCUUCCUCCACGCCAGCUUCGGGGGAGGUGCCCGGGUGGCGGAGAAUGAUGCCCGUGCCGGGGAGGCUGCUCCCGGAGCUGGAACUGAUGCCCAGUCUUUGGGGACGGUGGCGCUGGGCAGAGAGGCGAAAGAAAGGCCGGAGUCCUUGACGACCGCCCGGAGGUAUGGAUCCUGGUUUAAGACCCCUUCCAAAGAUGCCCCGGGGAGGACCAAAAUAGGAGAUUAUGGAGGGACCUGGAGCAGGGCCCUGAAGGGGAGGAACAUCCGUGAGAAGGAGGAAGACCGAGCAAAAUACAUCGGCUGUUACGUCGACAACACCCGCCGCCGGGCCCUGCGUGGAGUGUCCUUUUUCGACUAUAAAAAAAUGACUUUGUUUCGUUGCCAGGACAACUGUGCCGAACGGGGCUACCUCUACGCGGGGCUGGAGUUUGGAGCGGAGUGUUACUGCGGCCACAAAAUCCAGGGCGCCAACGUCAGUGAUUCCGAGUGCAACAUGGAGUGUAAGGGAGAGAAAAGCAACAUCUGUGGGGGAGUGAACCGGCUCUCCAUCUACCGCCUGGAGCUGGCCCAGGAAUCUGCUCGGAGGUAUGGCAGCGCCAUUUUCCGCGGAUGCUUUCGCCGGCCGGAGAACAUCUCCUUGGCUUUACCUGCCAGCAAACCGAUGAAGAACAUGUCCGUGGACCGAUGCGUGGAUUUCUGCACUGCGAAGGAAUACCCACUGGCCGCCCUGGCUGGGAACUCCUGCCACUGCGGUUUCCCCACCACCCUCUUCGCCUUGCGGGACCGGGAAGAUGAACAGCUCUGCGCCCAGAAAUGCAGCGGCGAGGAGUUCGAAAGCUGCGGCACUUCUAAAUAUUUCAUCGUCUACCAGACUCAAGUGCAAGACAACCGGUGUAUGGACCGAAGAUUUUUAACAGCUCGGGCAAAGCAGUUUGUUGCCCUCGCCAGCUUUCCUGGGGCCGGGAACACUUGGGCGCGACACCUCAUCGAACUCGCCACGGGCUUCUACACUGGCAGCUACUACUUCGACGGCUCUCUUUAUAACAAAGGGUUUAAAGGCGAACGAGACCACUGGCGAAGCGGGAGGACGAUUUGCAUCAAGACCCACGAGAGUGGGCAGAAGGAAAUCGAGGCCUUCGACGCGGCCAUCUUGCUGAUCCGCAACCCGUACAAAGCACUCAUGGCCGAAUUCAACCGGAAAUAUGGCGGCCACCUUGGGUUCGCGUCCCAUGCCCACUGGAGGGGAAAAGAGUGGCCCGAAUUUGUCAAGAACUAUGCCCCGUGGUGGGCAACCCACACCCUGGACUGGCUGAAGUUUGGCAAGCGUGUCCUGGUGGUCCACUUCGAAGACCUCAAGCGGGAUCUCUUCGUCCAGCUCAAGAGGAUGGUCAGCCUCCUGGGCACCCCUGUCCAGGAGGACCGCCUCCUGUGCGUCGAGGGCCAGAAGGACGGGAACUUCAAACGCUCCGGCCUGCGGAAGCUGGAGUACGACCCCUACACGCCCGAAAUGAGGAGGACGAUCGACGGCUACAUCCGGACGGUGGACGCGGCGCUGAAACUCCGCAACCUGACAGGAGUCCCAGAGGACUAUUCUCCGAGAUGAUGGUCGUGUGCCUCGGAGACCGCUUUUUGGUCAGGAGGGACCCGAUCCGAGAAGCGGCCCCUGUGCUUCCUCCUCCUCGUCGGGCCGGUAACCGUUUCCACCCAGUGGGUGCUGGCAGUCCGUUCAGGCCUCAUCCUGCUGCUCGCCCUUGCAUGAGUGGCGAUGUUUCACUAACCGCCCUUGUGGCCAAGAGGAUUCUUGACAAAUCCACUCUCGUCUGUCUGGUUUUUAAGGGGAGCGGCUGUUGACCCCAGAAAGACAACGCUCAAACCUCUGCUUCCGGCUUUUCACCAGAAUGUGGCUGCCUCCUCGUUCCCGGGGGGGAGGGCGGCGGUAGGAUCAUCUCCGAUCCUUGACGGCCUUUCCUUGGGGCUCGGCGACACCCUGUCCUCUCUUCGGGCCGCGGGCCUUUCCUUUUAUUGACAUCCAGAUCUUCCAAGAAGGCCCGGUUGUCCCUUGCGAGGGUCGUACUGCUGGGUCGCUCCGUGGUUUAGGCAGAGGUUGGGAGUUUGAAUCCCUCCCGGGCCUCGUUGACAGGGACUGAUCCGUGGGGUCCCUUCCUGCUCUGCCGUUCUAAGAUUAUUCAUCUUCUUAUAGAGACCGCUUCGGUUUUCUGCAUUCAACGUCCGGACCCUUGGAGCUGGUUCACACAUAAUAACGCUUGGUUCCCAUCAGCUGGCCUAGCCGGGACGCGCAAUGAGGUGGUAGAAUCCUGACCGGUUUGCGGCCCCAGAAGCUCAGUUUGGGCAAGUUCUCCCUUUGGAUUAAAGCACCAGGAUCCAGACCUUCGCCAAGUUCUGUUCAGAGAACAGCUGGCGGUGGCCAUCUCUCAUUCCACCUUGUUCAAGUCCACUAAGAACAAUAAUUUAGAAAGAGCCCGGUCAGGGGUUAAAAUCUCUAGCCCUCUCCUCUCUCUCUGUGGUCCAGCUGCUUUUAUAGUUGCCCCAAAUAUUUGUCUUCUGCUGGGUGAGAUUCCUGAUACUCCCACCCCAAGUAUUCUUGGCACUGAGUGGCAGUGAUGGCAGGAUUCGUCCCAGGCUGGAGAAGCUACGUAGAGCUUGAAUCUGGGGAUUUCUGCAUGGUGCAUGGGGGGGGUGCUCAACGGUUGACUUCCCGAUUCGCUCCAGGCGAAUAAGUCACGCAUCCUACUCUACCGUCUCUGCACGUGAUCUCUUUCCCACCUCGCUUGGCGUGUGCGUGUCGGCCAGACCCUCCCGCCUCUCGGGGCAUAUUGUAUGGGGGAACGCCACCAUCGCUGUGCAUGCGUUGAGCUCUGAGACACCCAGGGGUGGGUUCAUGUAUGCACACAGAGAUGGAGACCACCACCAGCCUUCUAAGAUCCUGGAAGGGGUUUUUUUCACCCUUCAAGCUUUCCAUGCGCCGAGGCCCACUUUGCCCACACCAGCAGAAACCACCCUGUUUCCUCGCUCAUCCGGUCGUCUUUGGAUCUGAGCACCGGGAACGAGAGGAGGAAGAAGAGGAACAGCUUGGAGAUGGGACAGGACUGCUAGACUCAAACCCAGAAAACCCCCUGGUCAAAUCUGAGGUGCGGAUGACAGGGAAAAGGCCAUCACCAGCUCCCGGGGGAAGAGUUGAAUGGCAGGAGGAAGGCCAGGGAAGGGGGAGUGAAUUUCCCACCAUGCACUUGGAAUUCCCAAGUCUAGACAUCAGAUGGAGAAGGUCCCCCCCCCAAAA
Molecule: messenger RNA, 4388 nt
Organism: Pogona vitticeps (central bearded dragon)
Lineage: Eukaryota; Metazoa; Chordata; Lepidosauria; Squamata; Agamidae
Source: RefSeq, a predicted model, not a curated record